Hermetia illucens (black soldier fly) is the source of this 1398-nucleotide messenger RNA. RefSeq names its product testicular acid phosphatase homolog. Gene Ontology annotation, biological process: dephosphorylation. Lineage: Eukaryota; Metazoa; Arthropoda; Insecta; Diptera; Stratiomyidae. The record is from RefSeq and is a predicted model, not a curated record. The coding region runs from base 128 to 1285 and encodes 385 amino acids. Gene Ontology annotation, molecular function: phosphatase activity. The transcript is spliced from 6 exons.
AUUUCGUCUGGAACUUCAUCGGUUCUGCAGCUGUUCAACUGAUUAGUGGAAUCAUAUCAAAUUCGCGACAAAUUAUUUACCUUUCUUUUCGUUACCACUUAUCAGGCAGUUGAAGUUUUUAUUCGAAAUGGCUUUGACUAAUUUUGCUACUCGAGAUCUUGUUUUACUUAGUAUUUUGAUACUAAGCGGGGUGGAUACUAAUGGCGCAAAAUCCUUGUCAGUUUAUUCGCAAUGUGGGAAGGGAGAAUCUACAUUGAAGGCUGUUUCAAUGCUUUUCCGGCAUGGAGAUCGAGCACCCACAUUGCCUUAUAGAUUUGAUCCUUACCGUGAAUAUCCUUGGCCAGGUGGAUACGGAGCACUAUCUCAGAAAGGGGCUGAACAACUAUAUGCAUCUGGAUUCAUAAAAUCCAUUCGGUAUUCAUCCCUCAUUUCUGCUGAUUGCGACACAAAAGCAGUCGAUCUCGAUAAAAUUUUGGUUUUGAGCAGUUCCGUUCAGCGAUGCGUCGAUAGCGUUACGAACUUCUUAAAUGGAUUUGUUAGAGGCGAAUGGCCCUCAAGUCUAAUUAAUGUCAUACCAGGAGACAAGGAUGAAAUGUUAGGUGUACCUGGAAAGUGGUGUCCCAAAUAUGGAAAGAUCUUAGUAACCGGACCACCCUUAGAUGACCCUGAAUUCAAGAAAGUCAUAGAUUUCGAAUCACCAGAGGGCAAAGAGUUGUUAGCAUAUUUGGAGGAGAACACAGGCUUUCCUGUAAGUUUUUCCAGUAUCAUGAUGUAUGUGGAGGAUACUCUGUCGGUUCAAAAAGACAACAAUCUUGAAUUGCCUGCCUGGACUGAACCUGUUCAUGAGCCAUACCUCAAACCAAUUAGCCAUAUUGUUUUCGAUAGUUUCACUUCUGCGUAUUUGAUGAAAAUACGGAGUUCGAUUCUAUUUAAGGACAUGAUGAACAGAUUUGACAACUUGAUAACAGGAUCUGCCGACCAGAAUGUUUUAUUAUAUUCAGCACACGACGCAACUAUUGCUGGAAUGCUUCAUUUCUUUGGGGUUCGAGAUCAGAUACCGGUCAUGCCUGACUAUGGGUCUGCACUUAACUUGGAGCUUCAUGAAAAUUCAGAAAUAGAUCAUGAUUAUGAAGUGAAGUUGUUAUAUUUUGCAUCCUACGACGACGAAAAUCCCACUGAAGUGAACAUUCCAAAUUGCCAGACACCGUGUCCUUACAAGCAAUUCAAGGCGAACAUCCAGCCGAGCCUUAUAGAAGAGGAUUUUGACAGUGUAUGCGCGAAAUAAUGAACUAAUAGAAAUUCGCUAUUAACGGAAAAUACACAAAAAAUGUUCAGUACACUUGUGAUUAGAAGCAACUUGUAAACUUCUAUCCUCAAUAAAGCAAUCAUGUGAAGAAA